This is a messenger RNA of Papaver somniferum (opium poppy), 1429 nucleotides long. RefSeq names its product inositol-tetrakisphosphate 1-kinase 1-like. The record is from RefSeq and is a predicted model, not a curated record. Gene Ontology annotation, cellular component: cytoplasm. The transcript has a single exon. Gene Ontology annotation, molecular function: ATP binding; inositol-3,4,5,6-tetrakisphosphate 1-kinase activity; magnesium ion binding. NCBI's taxonomy places the organism in Eukaryota, Viridiplantae, Streptophyta, Magnoliopsida, Ranunculales, Papaveraceae. Gene Ontology annotation, biological process: inositol trisphosphate metabolic process. Bases 173 to 1177 code for a protein of 334 amino acids.
CUUAGCCGAACUCUCACUUCCAAAACUCUGAAUAUCUUUCUCUAAAACUAACCUUUGGAGCGACAACAGCAUCAACAAACAGUAAGAAACCCUUCUAGCUAUUUAUUUCGACUACCUUCCAAUUUCAUUUCAAUCUAGAUUUUAAAUCUUAUAUCAAGGAAAAAACAAAAGAAUGGCAACAAGUUUUAAAAUAGGUUAUGCAUUCGAACCAAACAAGAAGACUUUUAUCACAGAUGCAAUAGUGGAUAAAUCAAAACAAAGAGGUAUUGAUCUUAUCAAGAUAGAUACUGAUAAACCAUUAGCAGAGCAAGGUCCGUUUGACUGUAUUUUACAGAGAUUAUCUAAUGAGAUUAGGAUUAAACAGUUGGAAGAAUAUUCAUCACUAAACCCUGAUGUUUUGAUCAUUGAUCCUCCUUCCAAAAUUGAAGUUCUUCAUGAUCGUUAUUCAAUGUUACAUUGUGUAGAAGAUAUGAUGAAAAUGAAUGGUCAAGAGAAUGAAAUUGGAAUGCCCACUUUUGGGAUACCGAAGCAGGUUCUGGUAAAAGAUGUUCAUUCGCUGAUGAAUGUGAAUGCGGAGGGGGGGUUGAAACUGAGAUUCCCUUUGAUUGCAAAACCAGAAAUGGUUGAUGGGAGUAUGCAGUCGCAUGAGUUGUCAUUGGUGUAUAAUCUCAAUGCUUUGAAAAAAGUUCACACCCCGGUUGUUUUGCAGGAGUUUGUCAAUCACGGUGGUGUUAUGUUCAAAGUUUAUGUUGUUGGUGAGUAUGUGAAAUGCGUGAAGAGGAAUUCGUUGCCAGAUAUAUCAGAGGAACAGUUGGAUCUCGAAAAGAAUCCUGUGCCGUUUUCGCAAGUAUCGAAUAAACAGAGUCAAGAACAUAGUGACCAUAUGUCUAAUGAGGAAAUGCGCAUAGAAGAUGCUGUAAUGCCGCCGGAUAGUUUGGUCACUUGUAUUGCUAAAGGGUUAAGAGAAGCUACGGGAUUGCAUCUGAUGAAUUUUGAUCUCAUUAGGGAUUCAAGAAUUAGUAACCAUUAUCUUGUUCUUGACAUUAAUUACGCCCCUGGGUAUGAGAAAAUGCCUUCUUAUGAAUCUGUUUUGGCGGAUUUCUUUUGUGAUCUUAGAAAAAGAAAGCGGAAGGUAAAGUUCUACUCACUCUUUCGCCAAAUGUUGUGUUGUGGUUAGUUAGUUGAAUAGCAAGUUUGUAAUACUCCGACUUUGUACUUCUCAUAGAGGAGGUUUGGUUUUGGUAUGUCAUCAUGUUGAUUGUUCAAAAAAAAAAAAUGUUAUAUGUACUGUUUUGGUACCAGAGGUACCCAGUUUCUCAAAUUUACUGGAAAUUUUAGGAAGUUCAAAGUUGUAUGUACUGUUUUGGUGUAACCUUCAUCCAGUGCUUGGAAAUUUUAUUUUGGAAAUAAGAUAUACACUUUUCAUAUC